Klebsormidium nitens is the source of this 6682-nucleotide messenger RNA. The record is from the annotation of a GenBank genome assembly. NCBI's taxonomy places the organism in Eukaryota, Viridiplantae, Streptophyta, Klebsormidiophyceae, Klebsormidiales, Klebsormidiaceae.
AAACCAGAGGGGGACUUGAAGUUGAAGCACUGAAUGCAUGAGAGCUCAGAGAAUCUGAAUAGUCUGCAGAGAGCACAUGGGAGCAGCCUGAGGAGCUGGAACCAUUGGCUGGUCCUUUGCGCAGCCAGACGGUUGGGUUCAUGCUCUUCGAAGAAACGAACACACAUCAGAAACCAUUACCUCUGGGGACGGCACGACCCCUGGUUUGCAGAUUGUGGACAAGGAGGAAAGCAAGGUCGGCAGUGCAGUGUUGUCCAGCGGCUCAGCCCCAAAACGCCUAGACAAGGAGCAAAUCUUCUGCAAGAAGGGAGACCAUGCUCGGAGGCGAGAAAAGAGGAGUGCCAGCCCGGAGGGGCUUAACCGUACUUGGCAAAAUUCCAGCGGUGCCAAAGCCUAUCAAUCUUCCCAGUCAGAGGCUUGAAAAUCGGGGACUCGAUCCCAAUGUCGAGAUUGUACCCAAGGGCUCCUUUGGAUGGGCCACCGGACGUUCUCCCCCAACAAGCGCCGGUCCAUGGGGCGCUCACGCCCCUCCGCCAGCGGGGCCCUGGGGCGGGCCUGCCCAGCCAACCGCCGCGACGCCUCAGCCGAGCCUUCUGGAAGUUCAGCAACAGCAGUUAGAACAGCAGCAGCAGCAGAAGCAGACCCCUGCACCACCAGGAUCAAGCGCAUGGGCCAACAAAGGCCCCCCGCCUGGGGACCAGGCACCGGUUCAUGAGCCGCGCCCACCUCGUCCUGCAAGUGCUGACGAUGCGGGACGUGCUUUGAAGACGAGUCUGAGUACGAAGUCGGCAGACGGGGGACCCCCUGCUCCUGGAACGCCGCCAGUGCCAUCGGCAUGGGGGCUACAGAAGCCUGCGGGACCUGGUUCCUCUUCGCGCCCCGCGAACGACAAAGACUUUCCGGCUUUCGGAGCAGAGAGGGCGCCUGAUGAGCCGCCGCGCUCAGGAGGAAGCCACAGGGAGGUGGGAGCACCUGACAGGAGAGGGCACGGUUACCAGGACGGACCUUUUCCGCGAACACCAGAUGGCUUCCAUGGUCAGGGGCACUACGGACCUCCCCCGCCUCGUUCGGCAGACACCUGGCGGCGUGAAGAUGAUCAUCACGGCCCUGCCAGCGCGGACAGCUGGAGAAAGGACGGGCCUCAUGGGGGCGACACCUGGCGUCGGGAGGCGGGGCCUGCGCAUCCUCAUCCAGAAGAUAGGUGGCGCAGGGAGGGCCCUCCACCUGGCGGCUUUGCAAAUCAGGGCCGCUUCCCUCCUGGGGGGCAUUUCCAGCCCCCAGGCCCUGCUGGCUACGGCCGGGGCCACCCCCCCGACCCGUACCAGGUGCACCUGCUUCCUGGUCACCGGCCAGGUUCCGCUGACGGUUUUCAAGGACGGCAGGCUUUCGGGGCCUUCGACGAUAGGGGCUUUGCUCCAAGGGGGGGGAAUUUCGCCCCUGGCUAUGGUCCCCCACCACAAAAUAUUGAUCCCCGGUACUCGCGGGGGCCGCUGCCGGGGCACCGGGGUGAGCCGUUGGACGAUCGAGGAAUGGGAGAAAGGACUUUCGGGCCGAUUGGCCCUCGUGGGGAGCCGAAGGGGGAUAGAGCGAGGGGUCCAAAUGAUGGGCAUGACGAUGUGCCCGCAAAAGACCCUGUUUCGAAGGAAGAUGCUCACGACCAGCAGUCCAAGAAGCCGCGCACGGGGCAAGCGGGGCCUGGUGGCGAAGGGGCGGCUGCUCCAACGACCCCCCGUUCGCAUGGGGCGAAGGAGGGGCACAUCGACUGGGCCUCCGAGAGCCUGGAUGAUGCGAUGGACUUCUCUGAGCCCCCCCCGGUGUUCGGAGAUGCAACUGUAGACGAGCCUCCAAAGCCGCCUUUUGCAGCCGAGGGGUCCGAGGGCCUUCCUGAAGUUGACAGGCCGGGCCUGCCAAUGCCUCCCCACGAAAGAGAGCGGAGCUUCGGGGAGAGGGAUUCCCCCGGUUUCGGCGGACCUUCUGUAGGCCGCGAUCAUCCCGGUUUUGGGGGCCGCGAGCCAAUGGGCUUUCAGCAGAGGAGGGACUACCCCCCAGGUCCGGGUUUCAUGGGCCCGCAUCCCGGUCGGGGGGUGGGUCGGGGUUUCCCUGGUCCCCCCGGUCCGAUGAUGCGCCCGCCCAUGCAGUUUCCUGGCAUGCACCCCGGUUUCGUAGGGCGUCCUGCGCACGUGGGGCAUGAUCCAGCGAUGCACAUGAUGAGGCCGCCAGCCCCCCCUUUUGAAGCCCCGCAUCCGCGACCGCACCCAAGGCCCCACAAGGUGGUCGAGGUGCCCGCUCACGCACCUCCCGAAAAUUUCCGGCUCCUGAAACGGACUGAGGAGCAGUCGAAGCCGUCUGAAGAGGGGGAGGCGUCUAAAAGCCCUCACGGGGGGCUCCAACCUGUCGUUGGGGAAACGUUGGAGAAGAAAGCUGGACCGGAUGUUGUGGGUUCAAAGGGGCCAAGUGGAAAUGGAGCGGCGGGGACAGCUUCUCCGAAGGCAUCGCCGGGGCUGCCAGUCAAGGAGGCGCCUUCGGCGGAGCAGAUGAGCGAGCUCGACUUCGAUGCUCAGCGGCGGAAGCUGCGCGAGGAGUCACUCGAGAAGGCCCGCAAGCUGGAGCUCGAGUACAAGCAACGGGACCAGCAGAUCCUCCUCGCCAAAGCACAGGCGCAGCAGCUGUCUCAUCCGCCAAACCAAGACUGGACGAGAGCUCUGCCUGCGGGUGUCUCCCCACCUGACGCACCUGUAGAGUCGGUGGGAGAUCUCCCCUCGGGGGGCCCGAGCGACAGGUGGAUCCGUGGGGGCGGAAGAGUGGGAGGGGGAAGAGGUCGUGGGGAGAGAGACGGGGGAAGAAGAGGGGGCCACCAGGGGCGGCCUGAAAGCGGCGGGGACGGGGAGAAAACCUUGUCAGGGGGACAGCAUGUGAGCGUGGAGCAUGGGCUGACUGGGCCGCCUCAGGUACUGGAGUUGAGCGCUCAGCACCAAGCCGGUGCGAGUCGCGGACGUGGUCGGGGGCCCGCCCGGGGCCGCGGCGACUCUGGCAGGGGCAGCAGCAGUCGGGCAGACUCCUCCUCUUCCUCCCGCGACGAGCAUCAGAGCCAGGGGGGUAGUUUCGCCCACCUUUCGCAGGCCCCCGUGGGAGAGGUUCGCCGGAUUGAGGUCGGGCCGCAGCCUUUUGGGGAGGCGCAGCUUGACUUGGACAUCAAUGAACCGACUCCGCAUCUGCAACCGUCCGCAACGGCGGAGCCGAGGGGAGUUGGUGGUCCUGCGCCGGUGGACGAUGAGAAUAGGCACGGGGGCAAGGGGCCCGGUCGGAACCAGCGGCCUGAGAGGGCCAAUUCACACCAGCGGGCGCAGCAUCAGAAGCGUCCCUCGGAUCCACAAGAAGCUCCCAAGGCAGUAGAGGUAGUUAGCCACCAGCCGUCUCCAAGGGGUGUUAAUAUGCCCCCCGUCAGCCCACAAGACCAGCCGCCACUCUUAGCGUUGCCCGUUCACACCCCCUCUCAGAAGGGGAUCCUGCCGGACCCGCGCCAAGUCCCUCGGUCGCCCGUCCAAUCUGGGCCGCCUCACUUUGAUGUGAAACCCUCCGGAGUUUUUGAGCAGCCACACCCGAAUCCCUCUUCCGCUCGUAACCGGCAGCCUCGACAAGCCCCGAAGCUGGCGGAUCUGCCCGCCGCCUCCUCCCAGGGGGUCGAACAAGGCCUAAACGCCCCCCCCCCGGAGCAGCACAGGCCGGUGUCCUCUCAGGACGCCCGGAAAGGCGCGGGCGGUCACGUCGAGCAGUCACGAAAGUCCCCCCGGAUGCCUCCCGGCGAAGUGAAUGUGCCGCCUCAAAGUCAUGGCCAGCAAAUUCAGCAAGGACGGGGAGGGGCGCAGCUGCCUGGUGCGCAUGGCCCUGUGCGUAUGGAGGGCCAGCAAAGGACCCCGGAAACGGGUCACGUGGCGACUGGCUGGGGGGAGAUCCCAGUGCAGGGCCCCUCUGGUUGGAUGCACCCCCCUGAGAUGGCGUCCGAACGGCCAUCUGACCAGGUAGCAAGGCACCCGAACCCUCAGCCCCAACACUUCCCGAACCAUCCCCAGUUGCAGGCGCGACAACCCCACCCCAACUUUGCUCCAAACGCGCAUCCCCCCCAAGGGGCGGGGUGGGUGGUUCCGACUUCGACACAGCCACGAGAAGGCCGGAAUGAAAUUAGGGGUGGGGAGAGACAGAUGGCCGGUCCUCCAGGGGCGCACGUUCCAACCGGUUGGCCCGAUCAGCCGCGGCCUCACCUUAUCGCCGCCGACCUUAACCCUCACCUUAACCAGCCCCGUGGACCCAUCCCGCAGGGGGGGUACAAUCCCAUGGGUCUCAGGCCCCCGGCCGGGGGCUUCGCUGUUCCGAUGGGGCCCCCGCAGCAGCAAAUGGGACCCCCCCCGAACGCGCAGUUCCACCACGACAACCGACCGGUCAGCGAGGACGGUCAGCGGACGCCCAGGGGGCAUUCACACCAGAGGGGCCAUGGGCAGAGAGGAAAUGCGCACCCAGGUGAGGUCGGGCCUGAAGCGAGGCUGCCUCACGGAGGUGGGCCGGGAGCGACGGGUUGGGGGGUUCAGCCCGAGAUGUGGCUGCCGGGGCCACCGCAAAACCAGGGGGGUAAACCGACGGGCUGGGAUGUGCCCCCCGCUGAAGGCGGAGUCCAGGGGCCCAGGCCGGAAGGCCUUGUUAGACCGGAGGCCGGUCGGCCGCAAGUGGGCGUUCAGGACGCGCGGAAGCUGGAACAGGGCCCUGAGAGAAGCGCGGACGGGCAGGGAGAGGGUGGGGCGAGGAAGAAGCGGGACGGGAGGCGAGAGGGCAGGGGGUCGAGGAAGGGCCGGGGCAGUGGCAAGUCGGAGAACUCAGAAAACGUGGAAGAUGCGGCAGGCGAUAGCCCCCCAGAGUUCGGGCCUGACGGCGCCCACAUCCGGCGUCGGACCCACCCCACGCAAAGAGGUGCUCGGGGGCGGAGCGGCCGUGGGGGGGACAAGAACAGGGAAGGCGCGCCUGCUUCUCCACCCCCUGGGACGGAGAACCGCGGUCCAAGACCCGAGGGAGUACGACUACCCCCCACAGAUGAGCAGCAAAACCGACCCCCCCAAGCAGAGCUGCGAAAAGCAGCCCCCCAGGGAGAGCAGCGGAUUGCACCCCCCCAGGCAGCCGAGACCCCCCCAGAAGGAGCAGCAGCCUCGGCCCCCCUCUGGACAGCAGCCAAGCGGACACCCCCGGAACGAUCAGCAAGCGCCACCCCCCUAAAAGAGCAGCAGCAACGGCCCCCCCAGCAGCAAAGAGCCCCGCAGCCGAAACCGCAGCCGAAACCCGCCCAAAAGGAGCAGCAGCCGCGGCCGGCGGUGCAGAACCAAGAAGGGGGGGGGCCGAAAGCAGAGGGCGAGAGGGGUCCGGCACCCCCCCAGAGAGGACGGGAGCGGAAGAUGCGGCCAGUGCCAGCUGAAGUGGCAACCAAAGCGUCUGGAGCAGAGUCCGGGGGGCACGGGGGAGCGAGCAGCGAGGGUCCGAUGAAGAACGGUGGAGGGGCAGGGACAGGUAACCAGGCGAGAGCUCGCACGCCGAAACCGGAUGCGCAGACUUCUAGAGGGCCUGCCCAGCGGGGGCCGCAGGAAGGGCAGCCUAAAGCUCCUCAAGGAAGCGUUGCUCCGGCGGCGACGACGGUUGGCGAGAAGAAUGUGAGCAGCGAGGUCAACGCUAACCCGGAGGUCAACGCUAACAAGCCGAGGAAACCGGAGUUGGCUCGUUUUCGACCAAAAGGAGCCUCCACCGAAGGUGGGAGCCAACCUGCGGAGCAGCACGAGAGCGGGGGGGUCGCAAACGCCCCGAAACCUGUCCCCCCGGCUGAUCGGCGGAAGGGACCCAACCGAGGAAACGCUGUAGCUGCGGCCGCGGCGUGGAAGGAGAUCCAGACCGGGGGUCCGGAAACGGCUAAGCUUCCCGCCAGCGAGGCCCGGCAGGAGGCGACCGCUAGAGCUUCCCAGGGGCAUGGUUGGGAGAUGCCGCCGCAGCAGGGGGGGAACUCGCAGCCCAGACCGCAGGGGCCAGCGCACCCCCUCGGGCAGCAUCCUGGGGGCGUGAUUGGGCCUCAUGCGGAAGGUGGGGGGAGGGGAGCGCGUGGAAGAGCGGUGAGGGGAGGGGGGUUCCGGGGCGGAAGAGGCAGAGGGUUUGACGGAUCGGAACACAGAGAGGAGCAUGGGCCGAGGACUGUGGUCAAAGCGGGUUUGCAAGGCAAGGACGUUAUAGUCGCCUCUCAGGGCCACAAUCGCCCGAUGGGGCCGUCUUCCGGCUCUAGUUCCAACCCUCCGAGGCAAGUUGUAGGCCCUGGCAUAUCUGCUGUCGUCUAGUCGUAGACCUCUACAGUCGUACAACUAGACUGGAGGGAUCGGGGCAGAUGAUGACGUGGGUUUUGCUGGAGCAGUCGUAAUGGGCUGUCCAAAUCUGAUGGGGUCAGUCUGGCCCUCAGUUAGGUUGCUCCGCGAGCAAGUAGCCUCAGUUUCAUAAGACUAGCGCAAGCCACAGUUGAGUCUUAGGUUAGCAGGCUCCUGGCACAGCUUCAGCCUUGGCCGGCUAGGAACAUGUUACUGACACGUAUGUUGCAAACUGUACGCUGGUUUUGCACUUUCAUUAUGCUCAUUGCCGGCCUGAACAUCAACUGAGUGACCUAAUUGCC